UAGGGAUAUCUGGAAUACUGAUUUUAAGGACUCGUUUACAACAACAAGUAAAUAUUGUGUAUUAUUCACAGAGGUUGAAUAUCCAUCACAAAAGUUGAAUAUCCUUCAGAGAAGCAGAAUAUUCUGCACAGAUCUUGAAUAUAGAAUUCAACAACUAUGUCGAGCGACACAGAUACUAGUGCAUCGUCCUCAACAUCAGAAGAGACAAGGAGACACAAAAUUCAUAAGAAACUAAAGAAAAAAUCAGAAAAGAAGCAUAAAAAGCAGAAAAAAGAAAAGCGGUCAAAGAAGAAGAAACGUAGUAGAGAAUUAGAACUUGAUGAAAUGAGAUCCGUUCCCAUUAUGAUACCUCCAAUCACAAGAAAUUCAUCAGAAAAUGUUGCAGUUUUAGAUGACGUUUUUGGUCCAGCAUUGCCACCACAUUUACUACAAAAGCAACAACAACAUCUCCCAGCACAAAAUGCAGUUACCGAGGAGAGAAAUAUAGUCGGGCCUAUUUUACCACAACAAGGAAUUCCCAUGGAAACACAAGAAAAGUUGAAAGAUGAAGACGAUGAUGAUAAUGAUGAUGAUGAUUAUUUUAGUUAUGGUCCUAUGCCAAUUAAUUUGGCUGAAAGUGGAGAACAGCAUAUGAGUGAACAACAAAUCAAAUUGGAACAACGCGCUUUGGAGCUUAAAUUAGCGGCCAUCGAAGGUAAUACGUUAACAAAUGUCGAUCAAAAAUUACGUGAGGAAUGGAUGUUAGAAUUACCAGAUGUAGGACUUAAAAGUGGAUUGGCUGCUAUUGCAAAUAUGAAGCGUACAUUUCAUCAAGGAAAGGAAAAGCCAGAUUUUAGUGAUAGAUCGGAAUGGACAAAGACGCCAAAUAGUGGUACUGAUUCUACAACAAAACCUGGUACUUCAAAAGCUGCUACUGAAAAAUUGAUAAAUAAUGCACAAACACUCUAUGAACGUCAACGUGAUGAAGAACAAGAACUUUUAGCAAAAAAAUUUAAAAAGAAACACAAACGCGAAGAAUCACUCGUUGAGAUUCAUCAGAAGAAACUACGCAAGGAACAAAAGCAAAAGGUAAGAAUUUUAUUAUGA
Molecule: messenger RNA, 1086 nt
Organism: Teleopsis dalmanni
Lineage: Eukaryota; Metazoa; Arthropoda; Insecta; Diptera; Diopsidae
Product: GPALPP motifs-containing protein 1-like
Exons: 2
Coding region: 157-1086 (309 amino acids)
Source: RefSeq, a predicted model, not a curated record